CGAGUUCAUUUCUGUUGGGUUGCGUGACGAAUCGAGGAGGCGAGAUCGGGAGGGCGUACGCAAAUCUGUGCGUGUGUCAAGUCUCACGACUUGACAUCGGACUUGUCGUGAGACGAGUCUUAUUUCUCGGGGAAAAUGGCGGCGCUGACGAAGACAAUUUUGAUUCUGAGUGUGGUCGUGCUUGUGAGCAGCAUUGUUGUUGUCGCACAGACCUCUGGCGGCGGUGGAGGCAGCACUGGUGGCACGGGCGGCUCCGGGGGUGGCACCAGCACCGGCGGGAGCAGCACUGGCGGGAGCAGCAGCGGCAGCGACGACAGCAGUGGCAAAAGCGACCCAGGAUCUGGAUCUGAUUCUGGGAGCGAUGAUGAUAAGGAUGACGACGGCGAUUGUGAGUCUUGGGACUUCUCGAACGUGGACAUGGGGACUAUGUGGAGCUCAUGCCACAAGUCCCUUGAGGACUGGAGCAUCAGCAAAGAGUGCUGCGACCAGCUCGUCAACGUGGAAAAGGAUGUUCACAAAUGCUUCUGCUCUCUUGUGGAAUCUUGGUGGGGCGACUGGGAUAACUGGAGCUGGUCAACUAUCAAUACCGGCUGCAGCGGGCUGCAGACAUCUUGCGAGGACAAGGACGGAUCCGGAGGGAAGAACUGAUAUGCGGCAGGUCAUUCAUCUGAGGCCCUUAGCGCCAAAUGAACCUCAAGUUGAGGUCAAGUCUUUCGUCGGAGUCUCAGACCCUGCUGUAGACAGUAAUAAAGUACUUCAUACGGUCCACGAGGACUUUCAUGGUCGUAGACAGAAGUACAUCUGCGAGAUGUGGUAGGAAGGCUUUGAUAGCUUCCACUGUUGAGAGCCAAGAAGAUUUCUUGAUGGAUACGUAGGAAUACCUGGACUUAAAAGCAAAUAUUCUUUGCGAACAUCAUGGUGAUAUAAAGACUUUCUUUUAUUACGAUAAAACACGCGACUUCCUU
This is a messenger RNA of Marchantia polymorpha subsp. ruderalis, 965 nucleotides long. The record is from the annotation of a GenBank genome assembly. NCBI's taxonomy places the organism in Eukaryota, Viridiplantae, Streptophyta, Marchantiopsida, Marchantiales, Marchantiaceae.